AGGAGGUAUUGAAAGUGGCAAAGCCCUAUACAACACUCUUGUUUUCGCUCGUGAUUAUGCUAUCACCGUGUUGCUAAGAAGUCUCGUUUUUUUCACUUAGAGUUGUCAUGUUUAUGCGUGUUUGCCAUUGAAAGAUAUCUAUACAGCUGCACCAUCUAAACUUGAAAAACGACGAUGACAUCUAAACUGAAAGUUGGGAAGGUCGGUUCCAAGAGUAAGGAGGAUGCCCCUUAUGAGUUGGAGAGCCAGUUUGUCCUUAGGCUUCCUUCGGAGUAUGCCUCAACAGUAAGAAGGAUUGCACAGUCUAGCAGUAUGAACAUGAAGGACAGACUCACCAUUGAGUUGCACCCUGAUGGUCGUCAUGGCAUAGUUAGAGUAGACCGUGUUCCUUUGGCCUGCAAACUGGUUGAUCUGCCCUGCAUGAUUGAGUCACUCAAAACGGUGGAUAAGAAGACGUUUUACAAGACUGCAGAUGUCUGCCAGAUGCUCGUGUGUACACUAGAUGGAGACCUUUACCCCCCUUUGGAAGAGCCAACUGGCACUGACCCUAAGACCAAAAAGAAGGAUAAAGACAAGGACAAGAAAUUUGUUUGGAAUCACGGCAUCACCUGCCCUCUGAAGAACACGCGCAAGAGGAGAUUUCGGAAGACUGCGAAAAAAAAGUACAUUGAAUCUCCUGAUGUGGAAAAGGAAGUGAAGAGAUUGCUGAGCACAGAUGCUGAGGCUGUCAGCGUCCGAUGGGAGGUUAUCGCAGAGGAUGAGUCCAAGGAAGCAGAUCAACACAGCUCUCUGGCCAACCUGGAUUCCUCACCUGGGACCUCAGGACACAAGAUGGGUCAUGGGUCCUCUGUCCAGCAUGAUGAACUGAGGGAGAUCUUCAAUGACAUCAGCAGCUCAAGUGAGGACGAGGAGGACGAAGGGGACCGGCAUGAAGACGAGGACCUGAAUAUCAUGGACACAGAGGAUGAUCUGGUCCAACAGCUCCAGGACAAACUUAACGAGUCUGAUUCUGCACAGAAUGAAAGUGAUAGAAACAACCAGAUAGUUAUGGAGUACCAGGUGCAGAUCAACAACAUUAAGGCCAAGCUUCAGGAAACUCGUGCCCGCAAGAAACAGCAGGAGGAGCUCAUCAUGAAAGUGGAAAACCAGGCCCUCAAAAACCGUUUCCAAGCCUUGUUGGAUGAGAUUAUUCAGCAGGAGGAGCGGGAGAUGGAGCAGCUGGCCUCCCUGCAGGAGCAGCUGGACUCACUGAUAGAGAAGUGACCACCAGGGGGCAGUCACAUGUCAUCUUCUGGCAUACAGGAAAGACGAGGAGGAGAAAAGCCUUCAUCCAGGGAGAAGGGAGUCUUUAUUGGAAGUUGCUGUGUCAUUCCUUUAAAUUUGUGAUUUUCUUAUUACACAGCACACAGAUUUGUUCACUCAAAGUUUGUGUUUUUAAGUUGACAAAAUGUGUUUGUAGUUGCUGUAUGAUUAAACUGUUCCACCUCAGUGGUUAA
Oreochromis aureus is the source of this 1496-nucleotide messenger RNA. It is a transcript of the gene taf7, whose product is annotated as TAF7 RNA polymerase II, TATA box binding protein (TBP)-associated factor. Gene Ontology annotation, cellular component: transcription factor TFIID complex. The record is from RefSeq and is a predicted model, not a curated record. Gene Ontology annotation, molecular function: RNA polymerase II general transcription initiation factor activity. The coding region runs from base 175 to 1263 and encodes 362 amino acids. The transcript is spliced from 12 exons. Lineage: Eukaryota; Metazoa; Chordata; Actinopteri; Cichliformes; Cichlidae. Gene Ontology annotation, biological process: RNA polymerase II preinitiation complex assembly; transcription initiation at RNA polymerase II promoter.